UCCUUUUCUGACACAUAGUCACAUGAGCACAUGGUGUGAGAAGAAGCCAUGACAGCAGAGCUACAGAAGGUACUUGAUGCUACAGAGAAUAAACUAAAAGAUCUGGAAACCAAACUUACUAACAGUGAAGCUCAGAUUGAGAAACUCCAAAAGGAAAACCAAGUCAUGGCAUCAGAGCUACAGAAGGAACGUUGCACCACAGAGAAUAAACUCAAAGCUCUGGAAACCAGACUUGCUAACAGUGAAGCUCAGAUUGAGAAACUCCAAAAGGAAAACCGAGACAAACCAAAGGUGGCAUUUUCAGCUGCAUUAGGAUCAAAUGGUUUCUUUGGACCAGUAAACGCAGAUACAACACUGGUUUACAAGAAAAUCUACUCUAAUGUUGGUGAUGCCUACAAGCAGGACACAGGGAUUUUCACUGCACCGUUACGAGGAGUUUACUAUUUCAGUUACUUCUACCAUUGUGGAGUUAGUAAUCCAACAUGGUUGGCCUUGUAUAGAAAUGGAAAGCAAGAAGUAGUAACAGGACAUCACAAGAGUGGAUGUCAUACAGAGAACGGAGGCAAUGGCUUAACGCUGCUGUUGGAGAAAGGGGAUCGAGUCUAUAUGGUACUCCAAAAGAAUGGAUGGAUCUGGGAUCAUGUCAUAGAAAAUGGCACAAUGUUCAAUGGUUUUCUUAUCAAUGCCAUGUAAACUAAAUACACCCGGGGAACAAACAGAACAGUUAUGCAACGUUAUGGGUUUACAGGUUAAGGUGAAAUAUCAGGCUACUUAAUCCAGUCUUUGUUUGAUGAGAAUGAAUCAUUGAAACAUCAAAAUAACCAGCUUUGAAUUAUUUUAAUAUGGCUAUUUACUCUUUUUGAUCAAAACAACACCAUCUUUAAAGAAAGUGUUUGUUAGCAUUUGUUUCCAUGGUUACUUGUUUGAUUAAUGCACUGCACCUGCUUUAUUCUUUGGUUUGGAUUAGUUUAUAUAGUAUUGAGUAUUGGGACGAAUAUUUCUCUUACUAACAAUCAAUCAUUUAAUCAGUUAUUUUAAUCAUAAGAUAUCAUAGUUUUCAUCAGUUUCAUCGUCAGUUUUCAUAAUAUAUAAGGUGGUCAGUUUUUCUGUAUGUUCAGUCUCAAUCUGAUAAUCGUGACUCAAUUUUGAUCUUUGGCAUUCUGAUUCAACAAGAUCUCGGCAAACUUUAUUUUUAGGCAAGAAUAUUUUACUCAGAUUUUGUUAAGAUCUUAAGAUUUUUACUAACAUUUUACUUAGAUAAUACUUGGAUUUUGACUUCAGUAUUUCAGAUAUAUUGGAAGUUGGUUUCUAACUUUGUGCUACUCUUUUAUCAUAAUUUUUCAUUAUUAAAUUUGCAUUUUUAUCAUUCCAAAUUAAUAUGUCUAUCAUUUGAUCAUAUUUUAUUAA
Messenger RNA from Megalobrama amblycephala (Wuchang bream), 1407 nucleotides. RefSeq names its product heavy metal-binding protein HIP-like. The transcript is spliced from 5 exons. Bases 49 to 693 code for a protein of 214 amino acids. Gene Ontology annotation, molecular function: protein binding. The record is from RefSeq and is a predicted model, not a curated record. Lineage: Eukaryota; Metazoa; Chordata; Actinopteri; Cypriniformes; Xenocyprididae.